Messenger RNA from Aspergillus sclerotioniger CBS 115572, 1146 nucleotides. RefSeq names its product sterigmatocystin 8-O-methyltransferase precursor. The record is from RefSeq and is a predicted model, not a curated record. Gene Ontology annotation, molecular function: O-methyltransferase activity. The annotation marks the transcript as partial. The transcript has 4 exons. Lineage: Eukaryota; Fungi; Ascomycota; Eurotiomycetes; Eurotiales; Aspergillaceae.
GUUCUAGCAAUCCAGCAGAAUCAAAAAGCAGAAAAUGAGUGCCACAGACUUUAUCAACCUGAUCAACUCCGUCACCACCAGCGGUCAACUGGACAACCUUGAUGACCAGCAACGCGCCGAGAUAUCCAAGGCGUGCAAUAAACUCCAAGAACAAUGUGAAUCACCACAGGAAAAAACACUCAAAAUUUUACUCUCCGGCCACCAAGCCAUGGUCCUUCGCGUGGCCAUUGACCUCAAGCUCUUCGACGCGGUCAUACAUCGCUCAACCGAGAAAGAAUCCCGCACGGUGACCGUGGCCCAGAUAGCGGCCGACACCAAGGCCGACCCAGCCCUCAUCAGCCGAAUCAUGCGCUUCCUAUCCACCAUGACCAUCGUCACCCAACACACCAGCACCACCUUCACUCCAACCCCAUCGACAAAAUGCUACAUCUCAACCUCCCACCUCUCCGCAGCCGUCAUCCACUUCACCCACUUCCACGCCAUCCUCACCCACCUCCCCACCUACUUCUCCCAAAACAACUACACCAACCCAACCUCCCCAACCAACACCCCCUUCCAAUUCGCCCUCGGCACCAAAUCCAACUACUUCGACUACCUCUCCACCCAACCCUACUACCAAACAGCCUUUAACACCGUGAUGUCCUCUCCCUUCCGUCGUCCAUCCACCCCCUGGUUCUCUCUCCUUCCAAACACCCAUCCCAUUUUCACCCCCUCCCCCUCCCCGACCAAACCAGUUCUCCUGGUCGACAUCGGCGGCGGCUCCCAAGCCCUCGACCUCCAAUCCUUCCACAACUCCCAUCCCCACCUCCCGGGCCGUCUCAUCCUCCAAGACUUACCUCACGUUAUCUCCUCCCCCACUUCCCCCAACCCACUCCCGGGAUAUAUCGAACCCCAAGGGUACGAUUUCUUCACGCCCCAACCCAUCCGCGGAGCGAAAGCGUAUAUGCUCCGCACCGUACUACACGAUUGGCCCGAUAUUCAAGCGGAGAUUAUCCUGCGGAGAGUGAAGGACGCAAUGGACAAAGACUCGGUAUUGUUUAUCGUGGAGAAGGUCAUCCCCGAGACGGGGGUGGGAUUGCAUACUGCGGUGGGGGACUGGAGUAUGAUGGUGAGUUUUGCGGGGGGAGAAAGGACGGAAGGUGAGUG